AUGGCAGAAUAAGGCAGAUAUAGUAAAUUAAGUGAAGAGGAAGCUGCAGCUCAAUUCGAAUUAAGGUACACAUACAAAUUUACUUAAGAAAAUAAUAAUUAUUAGGUAAUUUGUAAGAACAAUACCAAAAUGCAAAUAGUUAAAAAAAUAAAAAGCAAUCCAAAUCAUAAUAACAUGAGUCUAAUCAACAAGAAUUUAUAGUCCUUAACCCUAAUAAAAAGCGAUCAUCUUAACAAUCCAAAAAGUCAUCCACUAAAUUAUAAAUUCAUAAAGAAGAAUCUCUUUUGCAAAAUCAAAGUCUUCCUCCCGAAUAAGAAAUUGAAUAUGAAAUCUAAUAACCUGUGGAUCCAAUUCCUCCAGAAUAAUCUCCUUUAAUUGAUAAACCACAAAAGCCAAGCGUCAAAAAGAUGUUACUUAAAGAUAUAGGUAAUCUGGAUCUUGAAAUUUAAAGAUUAACUAGAGAAACCAAAGACUUUAAAAAUGAAAAAUCUUUAAAUAAAUCUCAAUUAUCUCAGCAGUCAAGAAUUCUUAAAGAAUCUCAUCCUAAACCCAAUUCAAGACCUAGUUCAUUAUAGUAACAACAAUCAAAACCAUACUAUGAAUUGAGACAAAGACCAUCAAGUAAGGAAUCGCGUAUUUCAGAUGCCUCUUAUACUAAAAAAGCUGAAUGUUUUAAAGGAGUCAUAAGAAGUUCUAGUCUUAAAAAACUACCUUAAUCAUCAAAAACACAUUAUAAUUUUUUAUAGUUAAGAAGUGCAUCUGAAAAGAAAAUCAAUCAAUCCAUCAAUAAGACAAAUACAAUCGAAUCUGAAAAUAAAGAAAUUUCCAACAAGAUUGUUCAAAGUGAAAGAAAAAUACCAAAACCUAUUAUCUAAAUUAAUAGAAGUUAAUCUAAAUAAGAUACCCCUACAUAUGAAAAAAAAACAGCUACUCCUGUUAAAUCCAUUUUAAAAGUAUAAUUUAAUUCAAUACCUUUGGAAUGUAAUUCAACUAAAAAUAAUAGUGCUACCUAUGUAAACUUUUCAUUUAAAUUAGUUUCAUUAGCACAAAGAAUCAUACAAUAGUUAAAUAAGUUUUUCAAAAAAUAAAUGUGUCGAAGCAUAGAUAGAGGAAGCAGUGUAGUUAUACAACAAUCUUAAAUCUCUGAUGCAGAAUAAAACAAGUGUCUUAUAAGUUAGAAAAGAUGGAAAUCUUAUUCCUAGGAAAACUGCAGACUUUUUUGUAUUUGUUUUUAAUUACUUAGUACCAUAAAGAAAAGUAGAAACCCACUUUAUACUGA
Paramecium octaurelia is the source of this 1279-nucleotide messenger RNA. Lineage: Eukaryota; Ciliophora; Oligohymenophorea; Peniculida; Parameciidae. The record is from the annotation of a GenBank genome assembly.